AGUUGAUCGCUGGUGGAUACUGCUUUAGCCCAGUGAAGUGCGUUUCCUGCUAUACUAUACUUUCUAUACGGCAAAGACAACGACAUCAUAGAAAGAAGUUGCCUUCGUUUAAACGCCGAAAUGGGUGGGGUUAUACAGGCAGCCGCGUUGCUCCAAGGAGGGCUUGACAUAUCCACACUUCUCGUGUUUGUCAUCGUGUUUUGCCUUGGAAUAUGGCUGCUAAGAUCUUACACGGAGCCUAGGGUGAACUGGCCCCCGGGACCCCGCCCUCUCCCCAUCAUUGGGAACCUUAAUAAGCUGGGUAAACCCCGCCAAGUGGACGACCUGUACCUGCUGUUUGAUCAGUACGGUGACAUAGUACACUUAAAGCUUGGGCAGGUGCACGCCGUGGCACUGGGCACUUAUGACGUCAUCUUUGAGGCGCUUGUCACCAAGAGCCACGCCUUCAGUGACAGACUAAUAAAAAUACUAGUACUGCCUGGGUUAGUGGAAGAAGACGGUGCCGGAAUUGUACGCAAGAACGGUCAUGCGUGGAAAGAGCUUCGAAGGAUGGCCAUUUCGACCCUCAGAGAUUUUGGCAUGGGGAAGACUUCCCUAGAGGCAAAAAUCCGCGAAGAAGCCAGAUGCUUGGUUCAGGGGAUAGAAGCCAAGGACGGGAAACCGUUUGAUCCAAAGUUAUUGAUCACACACACUGUCAAUAACAUUAUAUCAACUAUUGUAUUUGGAUCAAGGCAUGAAAUCGACGACCCUUUUUUCUCCACAAUGCAGCAAAAGUUGGAAGAGUUGUUUCGCACUUUUGGGUUGGGUUUAACAACCUUUUUACCAUGGGCCGAAAUAUUUAUGCCAAGCACUGAGAAUUACAAAAAGCUGCGUGUCGAGAAGAUGAAAGAGCUGACCGAAAUGAUCAAAACAGAAGUCGAGGAACACAGGAAGACAUUCGACCCUGAAAAUAUAAGGGAUUUUAUCGACUGUUAUCUCAAAACGCUACAGGAGGAAAAGGAUUUAGACGUCUUUACAGAAAAAAACGUCUUCUUCGUGAUAGUGGACCUGUACCUGGCUGGAACAGAAACCACUGCCAGCGCCCUGCAGUGGGGUGUCGUUCACAUGAUGCAUCACCCUGAUGUUCAACAGAAGGUCCAGGCCGAGAUUGACAGGGUUAUCGGUCGUGAGAAAGUCCCUUGCUAUGAAGAUCGCCACAAGAUGCCGUACACAGAAGCUACAGUGCUGGAAAUUAUGAGACGCUCCCCUGUUGCACCCAACAGCCUCGCACAUGCUACAAGUGAGACUGUAGAGCUACGUGGAUAUACCAUCCCUGCCAACACACUGGUCAUACCGGAUAUAGGGCGAGUCCUUAGGAGCCCCAGCUACUGGGAAGAUCCGUUGGAAUUCAGACCGGAACGAUGGCUGGACAAAACCGGGAAGGUUUUGAAGAAUGACAAAUAUAUACCGUUUUCAAUCGGGCCACGUGUGUGCCCAGGGAAAAAUUUAGCAGAAAUUGAAGACUUCAUUUUCUUUACUACGAUGCUACAACAUUUUACAUUCCAAAAUGUCCCCGGUCAGGAGUUACCGGAUGUCACCAAAGGACCGUUUCACGUGACCUUUGAACCGUACCCUUUUCAGGUGCGCGCAGUUCGGCGAUAAGAUUGUAAAGGAGGUACAACCGGAGUCAUCCGCAGGACUGGGGGCCGUAUCUGGUCCCGUGGCACUGUAACUUUCAGUUGAGAUAAUUAAUUAAGAAGAGACGAAAAGUUUGGCCAAAAUUCAUCUAAUGUAGACCUCCUAAUUUGGCCUGUUUAUUAAAAGCAAUGUUUAAAGAACGAAACGUCUUAAUAACUAUCUGGAACUAAACCAGAUACCGACAACUUGUACAUGUAUCUACAUUAUUUACUUGCGGAAAUAACUUUUAAAUUAAAGUUCCUUUCUCUAGAUCGGAGGAUCAACAAAUGGACGUUUGAGUCGAUCAUUUUAAUUGAUCAUUGACUUAUAAAAGAAUAGUCUAUGGCACUUUACUAACUCACCAGAGGGAUCUGGCAACGGUGCACAUUGUUGAUAUAAAUACUGUUCAUUAUACAUGGAGGUGACACCGUAAAACUUAUCAAUAGUUACUUUUCAAUUUAGUUUAUAUUGUAUGAGGCACAAUUCCCUAGCGCAAUGACUAAACCUUGUAAAAGCUUUACAAGUGCACGGAUGGGUAAAUUCUCAAAGAAUCUCUUAAUGAAAUUUUAUCAAUUUCAC
Molecule: messenger RNA, 2235 nt
Organism: Lingula anatina
Lineage: Eukaryota; Metazoa; Brachiopoda; Lingulata; Lingulida; Lingulidae
Product: cytochrome P450 2U1
Biological process (GO): xenobiotic metabolic process
Cellular component (GO): intracellular membrane-bounded organelle; cytoplasm
Molecular function (GO): oxidoreductase activity, acting on paired donors, with incorporation or reduction of molecular oxygen, reduced flavin or flavoprotein as one donor, and incorporation of one atom of oxygen; iron ion binding; steroid hydroxylase activity
Source: RefSeq, a predicted model, not a curated record